AUGUUUAAAAGAGUUGAUUAUUCACAAAAUUCAAGUAAGGCAAAUUCGCUAGAGCCAGAGCAUUUGGAACCUACGGAAACACCGCCAGAAUUGAUUCCAACGCCAGAAUAUGAUUCAUGUGGUCCCCUUCGGAGUAAUAGUGGCAACAACAUGAAGAAGAUUGCAAGUGGCAGCAGCAGUGGCGGUGCAUUAAGUUCGCUACCAUCAUUCCAUAGAAGACCGUUAACAGAUACUCCCAUAACUAGUGAAUUUGCUUCUCCUGGAGAUUCACAUGAAGCCACGCCAGAAGUAAGUCCCAAGGAAAGUCAAACUGAAUUGAAAAAUUUAUUAGAUAAGCAUAACCAGCAUGAUAAUAAAAAUAGUAAAGAUGGUAAUGAAACUAUCAAUAAUAAUAGCAUACGAAGUUUCGCUGCUGCCUCAACUGCCGUUACAUCAGAUUCCACAUCAACAUCUACUGCAACAUUAAUGACGGAUUCUACCAUAGUAAAUGCAAUGACUUCCAAAAUAUCAUACCCAAAGAGGAGGCCAACGACAAUAGAUGUCCCUGGGUUAACCAAAUCUAAGACAUCACCCGAUGGGAUCAUCUCCAGUACAGAUUACGGAUCUAAACUAGUGAUUGUCAUGGUUGGUUUACCAGCUACGGGGAAAUCCUUCAUUACAAACAAACUAUCAAGAUAUUUAAAUUAUUCCAUGUACUAUUGUAAAGUUUUUAAUGUCGGGAACACAAGAAGACAAUUCACUGAACAGAAGGGGUUGAGUGAGCAAGACUCCAAAUUUUUCGAUCCUAAGAAUCCAGAAUCCACGAAAUUGAGGGAAAAAUGGGCUAUGGAUACGUUAGAUGAAUUAUUGAAUUAUUUAUCAGAGGGUCCCGGAUGUGUAGGGAUCUUUGAUGCUACCAAUACAACGAAGGAGAGAAGGAAGCAUCUUUUGGAGAAGAUACGUAAAAGGAAUAAAUAUUUGAAGGUUUUAUUUUUGGAAUCCAUUUGUAGUAAUAAAGAUCUAGUGGAGAAAAAUGUUAAAUUGAAACUAUUUGGACCUGAUUAUAAGGGGAAAAAUCCAGAUCAAUCAUUGAAGGAUUUUAGAGAUAGAUUAAAAAACUAUAUGCAAGCUUAUGAACCAAUUGAAGAUAGUGAAGGUAUCCAAUAUAUUAAGAUGAUUGAUGUAGGUAAGAAAGUUAUUGCUUACAAUAUUGAAGGGUUCUUAGCUUCACAAACAGUGUAUUAUUUAUUAAAUUUCAAUUUAACUGAAAGACAAAUAUGGAUAACAAGAAAUGGUGAAAGUGUAGAUAAUGCUCGGGGGCGUAUAGGAGGAAAUUCACAUCUUACGAGUAGAGGUGACAAAUAUGCCAAAUGUUUAGCCAAAUUUAUGGAUAAACAACGAAUAGCAUUUUACACAAGGAAAAUAGAAAAUGAAUCUAAGUCAAAAGAAGAUGGGAAACUUUCUAAAAGAAAAGCUUCCACCGUCCAAUUAAAUGAUUUUUUCGUAUGGACGAGUAUGUUGACUAGAUCUAUUGAAACCGCAAAAUAUUUUAAUGAAGAUGAUUAUCCUAUAAAGCAAAUGAAAAUGUUGGAUGAAUUAGGGGCGGGUGAUUUUGAAGGAAUGACAUAUCCAGAAAUUCAAGGGAAAUUCCCAGAGGAAUUUGAAGAGAGACAAAAGGACAAAUUAAGGUAUCGCUAUCCAGGGAUGGGUGGAGAAUCCUAUAUGGAUGUUAUUAAUCGUUUAAGACCCGUCAUUACGGAAUUAGAAAGAAUUGAAGACAAUGUAUUGAUCAUUACUCAUAGGGUUGUCGCAAGAGCAUUAUUAGGUUACUAUAUGAAUUUAGACGUUGAUAUUAUUGCAAAUUUAGAUAUACCUUUACAUUGUGUGUAUUGUUUGGAACCAAAGCCAUAUGGAAUAACAUGGUCAUUAUGGGAGUAUGAUGAAGAAGACGACGAUUUCUAUGAGGUACCUGCAUCCGAAUUGAAUACGACAAGAGUGAAAGAAAUUGGACUUGUGCAUAAAGAGAGAAGAUAUUCAGUAGUCCCAACAGCGCCCUCUUCCUCAGUAAGUUCAACAAGUGAUUUCUUAUCUAAACGUCCUCUUUCCAAGAGCACUUCUUUGAAUGAAAAUGGUCUUGUUGAUACUCAGUCUAGAAUGAAUAAACUUGACAUGCUAGAUGGUGGUGGUACAUCUAUAUCUACUUUCCACUCAAGACAAGUUCCAAAUAGGAAAUUUGAACACCCAAAUCCGAAAAACAAAUUAUUGAAUAGACAGAAUUUUGAAAUUGAUAGACUUAAUGAAAAAUUGUCUUUAUUAAAGACCAAAUAUGAAUCUACCGAAAAGAAUAAUGAAAAUAAAUCUAGCCCGCGUGGAACCCCACCAAUGACCAGAAGUCAAAGUCAUAAUUUAUAA
This is a messenger RNA of Naumovozyma dairenensis CBS 421, 2391 nucleotides long. It is a transcript of the gene PFK26, whose product is annotated as 6-phosphofructo-2-kinase. The transcript has a single exon. Lineage: Eukaryota; Fungi; Ascomycota; Saccharomycetes; Saccharomycetales; Saccharomycetaceae. The record is from RefSeq and is a predicted model, not a curated record. Gene Ontology annotation, molecular function: 6-phosphofructo-2-kinase activity; ATP binding. Gene Ontology annotation, cellular component: cytosol. Bases 1 to 2391 code for a protein of 796 amino acids. Gene Ontology annotation, biological process: fructose metabolic process; fructose 2,6-bisphosphate metabolic process.